AUGGAAUAAAACUAACUAGUCAUUGAAGAUCUUAAAAUUUAAAAUUUAAACUUUGAUGCUACAAAGGUGAUUGCUAAUCUUAGUUGCUUAUCAAUUAAGCCCUAAUAGGCUACAAAAUACUUUUCUGAAUUCGCGAACUUCAAAAACUUAUAAGAAUUGAGAAUAUUUAUAGGAAACAAUAAAAAAACAUACUACGGCAAUGAAAGUUAAUAUGGAUUAACCUAUUUAGGAUAGGCUUUAGAAAAUUUAAUUAAUAUAGAGAAUAUAGAGAUUAAUCUGAGUGAAAGUAAAUUAAAUAACGAAGUGGCAGGCAGUUUAGGUUCAGCUAUUGCAGAUUUACAUCAACUUAAAGUUUUAUAACUUAUUCUUGAUCGCAAUAAAAUUAGUUUUAAAGGAGCAUCUUUUUUAGCUUCUAGCAUAGCAAAAUGUGUUAAUCUCUAAUAUUUAUAUUUAAACUUAGAUAAUAAUAAAUUAGAUAAACUAGAAAAUAAUGAAAGCAAAUAAUCUUAAUAAUUUGACAUCAUUCACUAAGAUGAAAAUGAAGAUGAAAACGAUGAAUAUGAAAGUGAAGAUGAAAACGAUGACUAUGAAAGUGUGUAUUAUGAUAAGGCUUUAAAAAAUAUAAUUUUAAAAACUAAAAGAUUAAUUAGAUUUGAAGUUAAAUGGAAUGAUUAAAGUAGAUAUUAUGAUUACUGA
Messenger RNA from Tetrahymena thermophila SB210, 696 nucleotides. RefSeq lists its product as hypothetical. The transcript is spliced from 6 exons. The record is from RefSeq and is a predicted model, not a curated record. NCBI's taxonomy places the organism in Eukaryota, Ciliophora, Oligohymenophorea, Hymenostomatida, Tetrahymenidae.